CGCUGUCAAGCACAGCAAGCAAAUCAUUUGCAGACACACACUGUCAAUAAGCAAUAAGUAGCAAGCAAAACGAGCCCAUCCAAGUCACUUGUCGAGCUUAGAGAAGUGCGAGCAUGCCCCAAGGCAGAGGCUCGUUUAUUUGGACAUUUUAUGUCACAUUGGUUGUCAGCUUGGGCACAACAGCUCUAAGCAAUGCACUUGAGUGUUAUGCCUGCAGCUAUUUGGAUGGUUACUCCGAUAUGCGUUGCCUGAACAAUGCCAGCGCCCUGAAGCCCAUUAACUGCACCAAGAAGUACUGCCUGACUGUGCGGCAAGAAGCAAUCCACAAUGCCAGCAAAGUGAUUUCCUUCGCACGUGACUGUCAGGACAAGCCGCUGGUACUCAAUGGCGUUAGAACAGAUGCAUCGUUUCGCUUUUACUUUCGCAGUUGCCAGCAGAAUCUGUGCAAUGGCCACAACGGACGCGUUUACAAUUCAAGUGGCUCGGGGGCAGGACUCAAUCACAAUGCCAUUAUACCUGGAAAAAGUGGCUGCAGCAGUGCUUUAAGCCUUAGUUGCUUGAUGCUGCUGCUGCUGCUGCUGUUCAUGUGUAGCAGCUGUAAUUAGCAUCAAAUAGUUUUUGUGGUUGAGCCACACUAAUGUCAAAUAAAAUGCCAAUUUUAAGCUUUUAAA
Drosophila busckii is the source of this 671-nucleotide messenger RNA. RefSeq lists its product as uncharacterized. NCBI's taxonomy places the organism in Eukaryota, Metazoa, Arthropoda, Insecta, Diptera, Drosophilidae. Bases 114 to 605 code for a protein of 163 amino acids. The record is from RefSeq and is a predicted model, not a curated record. The transcript has 4 exons.